Messenger RNA from Verticillium alfalfae VaMs.102, 1002 nucleotides. RefSeq names its product metalloproteinase. The coding region runs from base 1 to 1002 and encodes 333 amino acids. The record is from RefSeq and is a predicted model, not a curated record. Gene Ontology annotation, molecular function: metalloendopeptidase activity. NCBI's taxonomy places the organism in Eukaryota, Fungi, Ascomycota, Sordariomycetes, Glomerellales, Plectosphaerellaceae. Gene Ontology annotation, biological process: proteolysis. The transcript has 4 exons.
AUGCACUCACGUCGGUUCUUCGCCCUCCUCGGCGCAGCCCUCAGCGCUUGCAGCGUGACUGCUCACUCCAUCGCUCGUCGGGCCGCCCUGAGUCAGGGCAACGUCGAGGUUACACUGAGCUCGGUCGAGAGCGCGCCUCUUCUCAUCGAAGCGACCAUUAAGAAUGCUGGCUCUAAAGAUCUCGCCUUUCUCAAGGCUGGGACCAUCUUUGGAUCGACCAGAGUCCAGCUUCUCGACGCUCAGAGAAUUGAGCUUGAUGGCUCUAGGCAGAAGGCCGCGUUCCAGGGAAUCGUCGGCUCUGUCGACUUUGAAGCCCUGGCGCCAGAGAACUACGAGGUUCCCCGCCCCGGAUCUGCCAUUAUCAAAAGGAUUGGCGCUGCCGCUUUGUACGGGCUCUCGGCCGGAACCUACGAGUUCUCUGCUUCUGGUCUUUUUGCCGCUCAACCGGACAGUGCCUCUCUGCCAACCGUAUCAGAGGAAUAUAAAUCCAACACGCUGACCGUCACCGUUGCCGAGGCGACUGCUUGCUGUCUCGCGUCUACUUCCGCUCCAACGCUUCCGAAUCGCGCCAGUUCGUCGCCGACCGUCUUGAUGCCGUGGCCAAGGGAGUGCAGCACGUCCGACUCGGGCGGUGUGCGCGUCUACUGCACGGAGCCCUUUGACUGGACAGAGUGCUCGACGCCUCUCGUCGGCUACACUUGGCCCCUGAACAACUGGAUCAUCAUGUGUCCCAUGUUCUUCGACACGAGGCCGCCUGUGCCGCAAGAGUGCCACAAGCAGGACCACACGACGACUAUGAUCCAUGAGAUGACGCACAACCCGGCCGUCUACGAAGUUGCGACUCAGGAUGCUGCGUACUCGUAUCCCAACAUUACGCAACUCGAUCCCGACAUGGCGCUUUACAACGCGGACACGUAUUCGCUGUUUGCGAACGCCAUCUAUCUUGACUGUCCGGUCGAGAGUCUGCCCAAGUGCUACAACGCUACUCUUCCGGCCCCUUAA